AUGCUGCAGGUGGAUGACUUUACUUAUGAAAUCAAACCACUAGAGGCUUCUUCCAAAUUUGAGCAUGUAGUUUCUCGGCUUGUAUCACAAUAUAUAUCAGAGGAAGAUGAAAGGUGCAACAUUCCAGAGAAUAAUGCAAAUCAAAUGGUUAAAGAGGGAAAUCUUGCUGAAAGUCCAAGAGCAGUCCCUCCCUAUUUGUGGCGGGUACAUAUAAAACAGGCGCAUCUUCACUACACAGUAUCUAACUCACUCUGGACUCAGCAAAGAAAUCAAUCUCGUAUUAUAGAGAAUGUAUUUAUUAUAAACAGCAUAACACACAGCAUUUAUAGACCAAUGGGCUUAAAUAUGUUCAUACGAGUUUUGUGCAUAUGGGAAGGGUCAGAUCCAAUUGAUGUAGCCUUUCCGAGUGCUUCACUAGUGGUAGAGUUUUUUGGUUUAUGGAAACUGCAUGAAUGGUAUUGGCAGAUUCCUCAUUCUACUUCAGUGCUUCUUACAGGGCAUAAAAUAGGAGACAACAUUUAUUAUGCUCACUAUAACGGUAUGUGCAACCCCAAUUGGGGAGCAUUAUAUGUGUUUGUGUCAAAGUAUCACAUAUUUCUCUGUUCAACAUUAUUAGCACAUACACUAGGUCACAACCUAGCAAUGCCACAUGACAGCCACGGUUGUGUCUGUUUUCGAAGAACUCAUUGUCUUAUGAAUUCUGUGCCUGGUCUUUACGAUGUACCCAGCAAUUGUUCUUUUGCAGUACUACACGAUAAGAUUCAUAGUUGGGAUCCUUGCUUGAGUGACAUUUAUCCUCCAUACAAUAAUUUUCCUUAUGUAGCUCCUCGCUGUGGAGACAGGAUAAGAAAUAACCAAGAGGAAUGUGACUGUGGGUCUCUCAAAGAAUGUUCCACGAAUAAGUGUUGUGGAACCAACUGUCUUUUCACUCUUGGCAGUUUGUGUGAUGGAGACCCUUGCUGCAUUCAGUGUAAACUCGCUCCUCCCGGAACUGUAUGCAGAGACCCGCUUGGUAUUUGUGAUCUGCCAGAAUACUGUGAUGGGAAAGGGGAAAGAUGCCCCGAAGACUUUUACAUUCAAGAUGGAACCCCAUGUUCACCACUAGCUGUUUGUAUGAGAGGAAAUUGCAGUGACCGGGAUUUGCAGUGUCAAGCUCUGUUUGGACGCAAAGUAGCAGAUGCCCCGAAAGCCUGCUAUGACAAACUGAACAUAAUAGGUGACCGAUUCGGAAACUGUGGACUUAGGAAACUGCGACAGGGAAGUGCACCUAG
Chinchilla lanigera (long-tailed chinchilla) is the source of this 1271-nucleotide messenger RNA. RefSeq names its product disintegrin and metalloproteinase domain-containing protein 20-like. Lineage: Eukaryota; Metazoa; Chordata; Mammalia; Rodentia; Chinchillidae. Gene Ontology annotation, molecular function: metalloendopeptidase activity. The record is from RefSeq and is a predicted model, not a curated record. Gene Ontology annotation, biological process: male gonad development; proteolysis. Gene Ontology annotation, cellular component: external side of plasma membrane; sperm head plasma membrane; plasma membrane.